Carcharodon carcharias (great white shark) is the source of this 6802-nucleotide messenger RNA. RefSeq names its product pre-mRNA processing factor 38B (gene prpf38b). The coding region runs from base 242 to 1879 and encodes 545 amino acids. Gene Ontology annotation, cellular component: precatalytic spliceosome. The transcript has 6 exons. The record is from RefSeq and is a predicted model, not a curated record. NCBI's taxonomy places the organism in Eukaryota, Metazoa, Chordata, Chondrichthyes, Lamniformes, Lamnidae.
UUUUUUUAAUUUGGCGAGGAGUAAGUGUGUUUGCGCGUGUUUGGAAAUAGUUUUUUUUUAAAACAUAUAACAUAUAUUUAAAAAAAAACAUUUGAAAUUCUGUGACCAGACCAGUCGGCUGGUAGGUUAUGUGUGUUUAAAAAACUGUCAACGGUUGUACAGGACGAUAAUUCUUUCCACCGACCAGCGCGCAUUGAUGUGGAGACCCAUUCUCCUGUGAGCGGGACCGAGCAGCAGCGAGAUGGCUAACAAAACGGCCAUUGGAAACCACCAGCAACAGCAGCAGGCGGGGGGAAGCGUCAAGCCGGCCUCCUCCAUCAAACAGGGCAACGUGCUGCCGCUGUGGGGCAACGAAAAGACCAUGAACCUCAACCCGCUCAUCCUCACCAACAUCCUCUCGUCGCCCUACUUCAAAGUGCAACUGUACGAACUGAAAACCUACCACGAGGUGGUGGAUGAGAUCUACUUCAAGGUUACUCAUAUUGAACCAUGGGAAAAGGGGAGCAGGAAGACUGCAGGCCAGACAGGCAUGUGCGGAGGGGUACGGGGUGUUGGAACUGGAGGCAUUGUUUCCACUGCCUUUUGCCUACUGUACAAGCUGUUUACCCUGAAGUUAACUCGUAAACAAGUGAUGGGCCUAAUAACACAUACUGACUCUCCGUACAUCCGAGGUUUAGGCUUCAUGUAUAUACGGUACACACAGCCCCCAGCUGAUUUGUGGGAUUGGUAUGAACCUUUUUUAGAUGAUGAAGAGGAGCUAGAUGUAAAGGCUGGAGGGGGAUGUGUCAUGACAAUAGGAGAGAUGAUCCGUUCUUUCCUUACUAAACUGGAAUGGUUCUCUACCUUAUUUCCAAGAAUCCCAGUUCCUGUUCAAAAGAAUUUGGACCAGUAUCUCAAAACUCGACCAAGGAAAAUUGCCAAAAAGGAUGGGAAGGAUAGUAUGGAAGAGCCAGAGCGCCUUUCAGAGCGUAGACAUUCGAGGUCACCAAGAAGAUCCCUUACUCCACGCAAAUCUCCUAGGCGAUCUAGAAGCAGAAGUCGUCAUAGAGAAGGCCAUGGAUCUUUUGGUUUUGACAAGGAAUUAGAAAGAGAAAGAGAACGACAGAAAAGGGAACGAGAGCAAAUUAAAGACAGAGAGCGAAGUGAGAAGGAUAGACAUAAAUCUAGAAGCACAGAUAGAGGCCUGGACCGCAGGCGAAGCAGAAGCAGAGACCAUCACAGAAGUCGAAGCAGAGAUAAAAAGAGCGAUAAAAAGGAUAGAGAUAAAGAGAGGGAGAAGGAAAAUGAAAGAAGUAGAAGGCGAGAAAAAGAUUAUGAGAAAGACAAAGAAAGAGUGAGUGAUCGAGAUAGAGAAAGAAAUAUUGAGAAAGAGUCAGAGAGACCUAGAGACCGGGAUAAAAGAAGCCAAUCAAAGGCAGAAGACAGAAAACGUAAGGAAGAAAGAAGAGAAAAAGAUGAAAAGAGGCAUAAGGAUGAUAAAAAGGAUUCAAAAAAAGAUAAAAGGCAUAGUCGAAGCAGGAGCAGAGAGAAAAGACAUAGAAGCAGUAGUCCUGGCAGGGGUCGUGUCAGCAAACGUAGUAGGAGCAAAAGUAAAGAGAAAUCUAAACACCGAAAUGAACAUAAAGAAAAAUCAAACAAAAGAAGUAUUAGCAGAGAAAGGACUGAUGAGAAUGAUGGUGAACGGAUAAAGAAGCAGCGUAGCCAUAGCAAAGAGAAAGCUCGCAAACGCAGUCGAAGCAAAGAGCGAUCUCACAAACAAAGUCACAGUGAUGGUAAGGACCAUUCGAGCAAACCAAGCCACAGAAGUCUCAGUACAGAAAGAGAUGACAAAAGCAUUGCAGAAGGAGUGUUGCAAGGCAAUACCACUGACGAUGACUGAAAUAUUACGUAAAUCUCUAAUUGUACAGUGAAUAAAUUGUUUUGCUUUUGAACAUUUUUCUUUUUUUAAAAAUUGAAUUAUGCUAUGGCUAGGAUAAACACGUCUUCAAAUUCCUGUAGCCUGCAGAUGAUAUUUCCUGUUUGUAGGAAGUGCCUUUGGUAACCGGCUGUUCAACUUACCAUUGUAAUCCAAGACCAACUUUAUGCUGUACAAUGUAGUUGAUACAGAAUUUGUUUUUGUUUGAAAUAAUGUUUUUGCAAGUAUACUAUGUACAUAUGUUCUGAGAGUUUUAAUCAUUGGCACAACUGCCAUGUUGGUUCAUUUUGUAUGAUGGGCAAUAAACUGCCAGUACUUAAAACUGUUGUGUUAAUACACUGAUAGCAUUUAUAUCUGACAUAUAGUGCCCUGUAGUAGAUAUUCCUAAAUUCAACAGCAUUGUACUGGUUUUUAGUUUCUAUUUAUUUAAUAUGAAACAUUGCAAAUCUUUGAGGAAAAAAGUGGAUGAUGGCAUCUUAUUUGGGAGAAGUUAAAUUGAGGAACACCAAAUUUGGUGUUUCUCUGCAUGGCACUCGUGCAAAUAUUCUACAUGGAGAUAGCUAAAUUUAAAAAAAAAUCCAGAAGCAGUAUUGGAAAUAUACUAGAUUUCAAUAUGUGAAUAAGGAAAAUACAAUCAGCUGCUUAUUAUGGUGUUUUGCUUAAGCGGUGAAUCCCUUGCGAGGCAUACUUUAAGUCAUGCACUUUUGUCUUGUAGCUUGACUAAUUUAAUGUGUUCGUUUUGUUUUGAUAAGAUUCAGAACACGUUGAGCUCCGUAAUUUGACCUUCAGCAUGGAUCUGUUCAAUUUUUAAGUCUUAUUGGAUUAAAUAUAAUAAUUUCAAACUUAAAAUACAUUUUUAUAAAACCGGUGUACAUUUUGGUAUACAUUGGAGGAAUACAUUGAUGCAUUUUAACUGUUCUUUGGCAUUGUCGUGUGAAAGAGUUUUAAUGGUUGAACCAAUCUGUUCUUGGUUCCUAGGAUUCAUUUGGAUCAGGGAAGAUCUCUGUCGAUUGUGGUAUACCUAAAACUUUCAUUAUAACAUUGAUAGAAGCUUGCUGAUCUUGUAAAGAAAACUUACCAUUUUAGAGUUUACUUUUUGAAAAACAGAUAUCUAAAUUUACCCAAUGUACUAAUACCAAUCAGUGACAGUAGAAUCAAAUAAAGAGCAGGAUUUCAAAUUAUUCCACCUCAUAAGAGGUAUUUUGCAAGUUGGCUAAAACAAAAAUUGCUGGUAUGUACUUGCCCUAAGGUGUUUUAGUGGUAACACGCCUAUAAAUCUAACGGUACCUAAAUGUUUAUGUAAAUGAAAAGCUCCUCCAAGUUCAAAAAUAUAAAUAACCCACAUAAUAAUUCCCUAGCCUGUUAUAUACAGAUACUUUCCACAGUUGCUAAAGGGGAAUAUUGAUGAGGUGACUUCAAGUUGGGAAUGCUGUUAACCAUGAGCUGUUUUUAUAUAACUUCCAGAAACACUUCCUAAUAUUGCAUGCAUAGAUGUGUGAUGCAAUUUAUGCAGGCGAUUCCAAAAAAUGUAAGGGCAUAAAAGCCAAUUUUAAAUGUAAAAUCUAUUAUCUAAACAUUGGGAUUUGAGAGUAUGGUAAAUGGUUAUAGAAUUAGACAUUUUAGGUAAUUUUUUAGACAUUUGGGAUCAGCAAGACUGAACAAUUGUUUUCAGUUCUCAUUGAGAAUUUUAUUUUAGGUGCUAGUGCUGAAGAAAUGUAUACCAAAUUGGUCUAUAAAAAUAGCUGUAAUUUUUUUCUGAGUGAGAGGAUGAAUACGCAGAAAAUCUGAUCUGUUGUAUAAAUGAAUUUUUGUCAGCUGCUUCACAUGCUGUCAGUUUUUCACAUUUAGGCAGUCACCACACAAAUGAUUGCCCUUUGUGUUAGUCAUUUAUUUUAUUUAAAUUAAUUAUCAAAACGAUGUCAUUUGGUAAACUGCUUAACCCAUAAUUGUUUAAGGCCUCAAUUUUUUUAUUGUAUUCCCUAAGCUCCCGGAGAUCUGCUAUUCCUCAUUCUUCAGAUCCAGCACAUAAUUUUAUUGGAAGACUGGUUCAGCUGAGUAUAAUUAUUUAUUUAUAAUUAUGUAUCCGUUAUAGAGCGUGCCUUUUUUUAAAAAAAAAGCUACUGCCAGAGCUUGCGCAUGGGCUUCAACGUUUCUUCCAUGAGUUACAGCAACCGAGUGGUUCGUGGCAUUAGGAAGUACACCUUAUGAAGAAAGUUUUCAGAAUGUUAACAUUAAGGAGCAAAUACUCAGUACCAUUUAAGUACAAAAAAAAAACCCUAAGGGCAAUAUGGUACCUAUAGGGUUCCUAAUGCAUGCCCCAUGUUUACAGAAAGUCACAUUGGCCAAAAUUAAUUGUCCUUAGAAAAAAGUUGAAUCAGUGAUUUAAUAUCAUCCAAAACAGACCUCACAUAGAGCUUUAAAAAUUAAAUGUAAUUGUACUUGACCUUUUUACUUAAAAUAUAUUGCUUAAACUCCCCUGGUAAAUGCAAAAGAGUAUUAUGUAGCUGCUUCUACAAAUGUAGGGCAAGGAAACAGCCAUUCAUGUCCUGACCCAUACUAUUUUCUAAGUCUCUUAAACUCUGCAGCUGAUCUCACUUUGCUGUAUUUUUUCUCUUUAUAAAUGUCAGAUUAGGAGCCCCAAUGUCUGAACAUAGAUGUUCUGCAAGAAACUGCUGUAUAUAUUUAAUUCUAAGGUGGUCCCUUUUAUUUAAGCUAUUUUUGAAACUCUUCAUUUAAGCAGACCCCACAAGUGAGUAAAGAUUUUAGUACUUUAGCACAUAACCCCUCUUGUUCAAGGCUUAAAUUCAGUCAACGCUUCCUAAUUGUAGGACCACCUUUUUCAAGUACAAGUUCAAUCAUUCCUUCAAAUGCACAAAUGUUUCAGGUGCUGUAAUUCAGUUGUAUAGCUCAGAAUUGUUCCUUUCAGAAGAUAGAGUAGCAGUCAGAUAUUUGCUUCACAGGUAGAAAAAGAGUUCCCUGCUGCUGCUCUUGGGGCAGAGGUGUCAAACUCAUACAGUAUGCUUCAUCUGAUACUUGGUGGGGAUCAUGUUCAGCAGACGUUACUUGGACACCUAGAAAUUGGUAUUUGUUUUGCCAGUUUCUUGGUGACAAUGUGUACCAAUUUCUAGCCUUGAGGUCUUGCAUUUAAUUUGGGCUGGUGCUAUAUCUACUGCCCUAUUGGUCCUCACUAUUUUGGGCAUUGCUAGUGGCUGCUUGAAAUCUGCAUUCAGUCAGCUACUUUCUGAAAAAUGUGUAAAGCACUAUAAGCAUAUUCUGUACUAGCUCUGACUAUCUUUUUCAGUUUUAUUGCAGCCUAAAUGGCAGUCCUUAACAGUGCAGUAGGAAAAGUGCAUCUUCCCCACCCUGUCCUCUUCAGCACUGCUGCAGGCUACAAGGCCUUCCUGCCCUUUCCACCUUCUAGGACUUGUGCUGCAUUAGGCCCAAAUUUGAAGCCCAGUGUUUGGUGUGCUACCUUUGGAGUGUGCCAAGUACCACAGCUCCCCUUAUUAACAUGAGGCCCUGAGUUCUGUUGUACUUAGAUAUACACCCCACUAUUUCUGCAGGAUUCUUGCCUUGCAGUUCUUCAAGAAAUUCUCCUUCACAAUAUGGUUUUGAUGAUGCAGCUUUUUCUUGGGCAAGCACAUGGUAUGCAGCAUUACUUACAUGGUAAGAAUUAGCAAAUGCUUUUGAGGUCAGAAGGUUGAGGGUUAAAAUCCCACUGCAGAGAUUUUACAUUAUUCCAGGCUGACACUUCAGUGCAGCACUUUGGAAGUUCCUUCUCGGUGUCAUCAUCAAACUAUAUCAUAAAAAAACAGAUUGUGGUAACUAUUUCAUCAUUUUGUUGGGUGUUAUGCAAAUUAGCUGCUGUAUUUCUGACAAUACAGCAAUGAUUACACUUCAGAAAGCAGUAAAUUUGAUGUAAAGUGUUUUGGGUCAUCCUAAGGGUGAUGAAAGCUGUAUAAAUGCAAUUUUUUAAAUUUAAAAUUAAUUUAGAAAGAUAAGCCCUCACGGCCAGCAUCCCUCAUUCCAUUGUUAAGCUAUUGGAAAUUGAGAUACCAAUUGAAGCAGCAGCUCCAGAGUUGUUUGUGGAGUUUGUUGCCCUGAGGAUGUGGGGCUGCAGCUUUUGUACUGCUCUUCCUCUGCGAACCCAACAUGGACAGUGGUGAACAGAGCUUGUGAUGUAAAAUACGGGUGUGCAAAUUCCUUGAGUGCGUGAGAAUUCUGUCUGUCUCCUUGUGGAAGCAAUCUAAUACAAUUUACCCAAUCACAAUCUAAUACAAUUUACCCAAUCAAGUAGUUCCCAUGCAUCACACAUCUUUUUAGUGGCUGUGCCUCUCAGUGCCAACUUCAUUAUCCAGACUCCUUGCUCUUAAUCUCAAGCCCCAUUCCCCUGACCAAUUACCGUCUCAACUCGUUUUCCCCAGUCUCCCUUGGGCAACUCUUUUCUCUCAAUUUCCAAUGCCCUGUUGCUCUCCCUCUAUUCCUGCCUUGUCCAAAUCUCCUAAUCGUUAUUUCCCAGUUGCACUUCUCACCUGGGCAACACCCAGACCACCAAAUCCAAAGCUCCCUCAAGCUGUGUUUAAAAUUCUAAUAUAAAGUUAACGUUACAUUAAAUUUCUCAAAUGCAAAUAGGUUCAUUAAUGUAUUUAUUUGUUCCAAUGUCUCUCUGAACUGGAAAAAAUGGCUAGGCUAGGGGCACAGAUAUUCCUCUGGAAUAGCAGCUGUGGUGUUUUGUUUAGAUUUAUGAAGAACGCCAUGUAGAAUUUAACAAUGUUGUUUUGUGAUUACAUUUUCCCAUGUAAAAAUAAAUAUCCUGUUCAUAGUUUUACUACGUUAUACAAUUUAUCAUAUGUCUUCCCAUUGAGAUAAAAUAAAACAUCCAAAUGA